Messenger RNA from Paramuricea clavata, 24043 nucleotides. The record is from the annotation of a GenBank genome assembly. Lineage: Eukaryota; Metazoa; Cnidaria; Anthozoa; Malacalcyonacea; Plexauridae.
AGGUUUUCAAGAAAAUUUUAAUGCCGAAACUCGAGGCAAACUUGAAAGUUUUGGGAAGUCAAACACAGGAUGCGAAAGCCAAAGUUCAUACGGUGCUGUCGUCAGUAACAAUUGCUUACGUGUUUACCAAGUACAAUGUUUAUUUGACAUACGAGAAUCAUGAAAUUUUAUUGAAAUGUCUAAAGCUUCCUCCAAAUAAGGAAGCAUGUUUGGAAUUUAUGAAGAGUAUUGAUAAUUUCGACAACAACAUCUUAACGUAAGUUUUUUUAUUGCUCUUCAAGGAUAUCGCGUGGUUGAAAUAAAGGACAUUGCUAUUACAUAAACAAUGACAAUGUAAAAAGUAAAAUUUUGCCUAGAAAUCGUUAGUAUACGUAUUGAAAAGAUUAAGAUAUCUUUUAGAAAUCUCCAAGAGGCACUAGCGUCAUCUGAACACGUUUGCUUUGCUAAUUGUACUUCAUAUACAGGGAUACUGCAUGCUUGGACUUGAAAUAAUGUUCCUGAUCAAUUUUGAUUUUGCAUAAUAUAAUACUUGAAGUACAUUCAUGUGCACACUCGAGAACAUUAAUUUCUACUUAUCAUAUUACGGAGUCAUCAAUAACACAACAUAUAUAUAUAUAUAUAUAUAUAUAUAUAUAUAUAUAUAUAUAUAUAUAUAUAUAUAUUAUAUAUAUAUAUAUAUAUAUAUAUAUAUAUAUAUAUAUAUAUAUAUAUAUAUAUAUAUAUUGCGAUUAACAGUACGCAUGUAACACACAAAACUAGUAAAUAACGUAACCUUGGCUCACCAUCUGAGACCUUAUACAGUAAUUCAAUGGUUAUAUCAGAAGGUUACGUGGUUCGAUUCCCGUUAGAGAUCAGAACUUUUCUGAGUAUCUGGUUUGAUACGCACCUACACAAAAUAUCUUACAAGCUCUGCAUGUAGCCCACAUUUAUCCUUUGGCCGUGCCAGGCCUAACCUUCUUGAAAUAACAAAAGAAAGUAAAGCUUGUGCCCAAAAUCGCCUAAACUCGUAUGCAUGGCCGUAACGUACAUCGACAUGUUUGCCUUUUAACAUACUUUUCUCGAGUAUGUUCGGUAUAUAUACCCUGUCAAUGUCGUCGGAGUUUAAAUUUGCAAUGGAAUACGGCAAAAAAAGCGAUAGUAUAUUUAGCCCAAAUAUAACCAUGUCUGACUUCAUCUGCUCAAAAACUGAUAAUCAUUAAAUAACUCAAAUAUUUUAACCGCUGCAUGGAGUGGCUUAUGUUCGUUGUCCAAUCAUGCAAGUUUGAGUUGUUAACGAUUUCCAAUUUUUUAACAGAUGAAACAAGACACGAAUAUAUUUAGGCCAAAUACCAUUGUUCCUUCGCCAUAUUCUAUUGCAAAUAUAAACUCUUUGUCGAUUUAGUAUCUUUUUAUAUAUUUAUACAUGACCGUUCUUCAUGGGUAUACUGCAUUUAUAAUAUAUAUAUAUAUAUAUAUAUAUAUAUAUAUAUAUAUAUAUAUAUAUAUAUAUAUAUAUAUAUAUAUAUAUAAAUAUAUAUAUAUAUAUAUAUAUUUAAUUAUUUAUGAAAUAAAGUACAAAACAAACGUUGUUACUCAGAGUUUCAUGCCUGAGUUUACAGACAAUCUUCGGACAACUAAAGUUCUGUUAACUAAAUUUGACGGUUUGGUUUUGUUUGCUUGCGCGUGCAUGAUUGCGCACGUUGUUCGAUUGCCCGCGAAUGUAUUUUCCCGCCAGAAAUUGUUUUUGAUGGACGCAAUUCGAGAAUAUUUCACUUCUUUUGUUGAGCAGCGAGUUCUUUUUAAAUUUCAUGAUGAAAAGGUUUUCGUCGCUACACAAAUUGCACUGAUUACGUCCGGAUCUGUACGCACUCGAAUGUUUUAAGAUGGUCCAUGGUUUUAAGAUGGAGUUUAAAGAAAAGCAAUCGCCCAUACAAAAUUAAAUGGACCAUCUUAAAACAUUCGAGUGCGUACAGAUCCGGACGUAAUCAGUGCAAUUUGUGUAGCGACGAAAAACUUUUCAUCAUGAAAUUUAAAAAGAACUCGCUGCUCAACAAAAGAAGUGAAAUAUUCUCGAAUUGCGUCCAUCAAAAACAAUUUCUGGCUUGAAAAUACAUUCGCGUGCAAUCGAACAACGUGCGCAAUCAUGCACGCGCAAGCAAACAAAACCAAACCGUCAAAUUUAGUUAACAGAACUUUAGUUGUCCGAAUAUUGUCUGGAAACUCAGGCAUGAAACUCUGAGUAACAACGUUUGUUUUGUACUUUAUUUCAUAAAUAAUUAUAUAUAUAUAAAUAUAUAUAUAUAUAUAUAUAUAUAUAUAUAUAUAUAUAUAUAUAUAUAUAUAUAUAUAUAUAUAUAUAUAUAUAUAUAUAUAUAUAUAUAUAUAUAUAUAUAUGGGUUUGUAGCCCCCAUCCAGCCUUUGCCCGUGCCAGACCUAUAACUAUAUAUAUAUAUAUAUAUAUAUAUAUAUAUAUAUGGGUUUGUAGCCCCCAUCCAGCCUUUGCCCGUGCCAGACCUAUAACCCUGCAUGAAAUCGCCUAACUCGUAUACAUAACUGUAAACUAUGUUUUACCUUUUAACAUAUUUCUCUCUAUUAUAAGUUCAGUAUACCCACGAAGAACGGUCAUGUAUAACUAUAUAAAAAGAUACUAAAUCGACAAAGAGUUUAUAUUUGCAAUAGAAUAUAUAUAUAUAUAUAUAUAUAUAUAUAUAUAUAUAUUGAAUUAUAAAUAUCUUAAAAUAACAAUUCUGAGUCCAGUCAAUAUGCUUUUGCCUUUUAUUGAUAUAUUUUUUAUACAUUAUAAUAUAAAAGAUUGAUUUUCUUUUAAUCUUCUUUUCAUUCCUGUAUUUUUUUUAUAUGUAUAGUCCCUUCAUCCAAACAAUCCUUCAGUAUUACCGAAAACAAUCGUCAAACAGGCUUUUUGUUCGUCAUUGGCUGUCUGCUUUGCCUUUGCUGCAUUUUCUUCGGCGUGAAACGAAGCCAUUUGACGACAUGACUUGUGAGAAACCCAUUAAUUUCUCAAACUCGAAAUGGUGGGGAUUAGGAGAGUUGCCGUGUAAAGAUAUUCAAAAACAUAUUACAGCAGGGUAAGCUUUAUCAUUUUGCUAUGGGAUUUUUUGUUUCCCAUCUGCUCUUCUGAGAAUUUAGACACUUGUUACCGUUUUCCCUAAUUUUUCUUGUUAAGCGUAUAUGUUUACUCUAAUUUAAGAUGGAAUCUCAUAGAUUCGUAUAUUCUAAAAGAGGUCAGUUUUUGCGUCUUUCAUCUUUUUCUCAAGUUUAGUACUAUGUGCACGAUUGCUGCGCAUUGGAUUCGAAUCUUCAAAGGAAAAAUGUUUUUAGGCCAAUUAAAUAUUAUUAUAAGGUAAUUGUAUUAUAUGAAAGUGUUUUUGUUCUUAAUUUUAAACACUGUUUAAUAUUCCUUUGCCUGUAUUCACAGUUAAGCAAUAAAAUUAUUAUUUGGCUGAAAAAAAUUCAAAAUAAAAACCCUGCACAGACAAUCUGGACAGUUGCUAAAUUUACUUGCCCCAAUAAAUUCAGAUCAAUUGCUGUAUGUAUAUAGUCAAACAUAUAUAUAAGCUUGAGACGGGAACUAAUCUCAUGCAGAUGGAAUAUUUAUGCAAGUUGAAUGUGGGUUUGUCCAGGCUAUUUUUAUUUUGCCUUUUUAUUAAAUACGGCGCGUCCCACUAGAAUUACAGAACUAUCAUUCUCCCCCUAAAACCUUCAAGAAAUCGCCAAUUCUUAAGGUUACAGAGCACCUUUUUAUUGGUUUCGAUGAAGGCAUUAGACUAGUUCUACUAUCUGACCAAGUUUGAACGAAAAAUGUUGAAAACUUGCAGAGUUAUUUAAUAAAAUACAUUUCGCUGCAAUAAGAAAAACAUUGAAAAUGUAAUAUUCAAAUUCAAUUUUCUCCCGAAAAAUUUUACGGUAAUUACUGAUUUUCAAACGAGUUGUGCUCCUGCGGGUUUUAACCAUUUUUUUUCAAACUUGCACAGAACAUAGCUAAAUACGUCAGCUUCAAAAUUGUGUUCGGCUUUUUUUAAAUUUUGGAUAUUUUAAAAAUAAAGAACAAUUCACUCGAACAAUUCAGAAAUAUAUUGCAGUCGUCAAAGAAAUCGCCAUAUCAGCGGGAUGACGAAAUAAACAAAAAUUUCCGAACACGAUUUUUUAGAACAACUAUUUUACUGUAUAAAAAUGAUAUUUUCAUAAAUAUAACUUAAAACCAGCAGGAGCACAACUCAAAAGCGUAAAGGUACCGUGACUUAAGAUUUUCCUGAAUAAUUGUUACAUUAUUUUAUUGUUUGUUAAUUUUACAACUUUAUCAUAUUUUGCAUGCACUGGAGAACAUUUGGUGAAAAUUUGAUGAAAAUCGGACUGAUAUUGAGCGCGCAGUAGCGAUUUUCCGCAAAACGCCAAAAAGGGUGUCCUGUAACCUUAAUCUUAAUCUUAAUCUUAAGUUCUUUCUUUUCUUUAUAGCGAAGCCAUCGCAAUGUUACAAAAUCUGGAGAGUGCAUUUGAUAUGGAUCGUUUGCUCAAGCGUACAUUCUUGAUACUAUGUCCUGUGGAGAUAUAUGUAUACCUUUUAAAGACUGGGAGCUUUUCGUGUUUGGAAUUGUGCAUCACAAUGAGAAAAUUAUUGCCCGAUAAAACAAGCUUUUCAUACUCAGAGAGUUUCGUAAGUAGCUAUAUACAUUAAAUCAAAAUAACGUAAAAGCAAAUUUCCACUUUUCUACAGUGCUACCACUGAUAUUAGGAUAGGUGCAUGCAGCACUGUUGUUAUAAAAAGUUAGAAAUAGGUUUAUACUUACUAAUUAAAUUAUAUUUUGAAUGUUCAAAAAAUCAGAAUGUUUAAAAUUUGUUUUUCGCGUGGUGUAUAUAAGAGGUUCUUUCACAUUUAUUCUUUAAUUGAUUCUGUUGACACGAACCACAACUUUUAACCAUCUCCUCGAUAUGAGUAUUUAUGUUCACCGAGAAUGCUGAUCCUUUGGCUCUCAGUUUGCACUUCUCUGCCCUUAAGUGAGCGCUUCAAUACUUCGGACUGCAAACUCUUCGGAAUUAGAAUCCAAGUUCGUUUCAGUAUAUCAAUCCAUCAAAAGCAUGCAGUUAGUCUUUCACGAUAAUUUCAAUAGGCGAGGCGUGCAAGUGACUUUGGCAAUAUGCUCUCUUCUCAGACCAACCUUAAGUGAUGAAUGCAUGUGUUGAGGGAGUUUCUUCCUUGAUUUGUUGCAUUCGGGUUGGGCUCGCAUUCAAAUGCAUUUCGAGCUCGUGAACGGACAUAUGCAUCCACUCCUUGAAUUGUACCACCUUCGCGAACGUUAAGCCGUCCUAUAUCCUUGCAUGCCUGCGCUAGUGCGCUCUCGUCUUUUAUAUCUAAUUAACACUCUUGCUCGUGUUUUAAAUACCGAUGUUCCAAAAAAAAGCUUGCGCUGUUUGCAUGUAACGUAAAAACUACAAAUUAAAGCUAUUACACUCAAAAUAAGUUUUAUUGCAUCCAGAAAGGGCUAACUUAGAUUUUGAUAUAUAACAUUCGAAUGUCCGUAUUGGUAAUGUUUAAAAUUUGCAUAAAGAUAUCUAUCAAAUAUUAUUUGGUUAAACUUGAUGUAAUAUAUGAACAACGAGAGCGAAGCGCGAGUGUUUUCAUACAUUGUUUUCGAGUGUUUGGAUAUCCCGGUGAGACACGAGCUCGAGUUGUUUAUAUGGCUUCUCAAAUGAAUCGAGACGUAACAGAAUGUUUUCGUUUGCUGAUUUGAAUAGAAUUCUUACCAAGAACCAAGCAUAACGUAAUUAGGAAUUCUAUUCAAGUGCAUGCGUAAUUAAGAUAUUUGAUGAAAGCACUAGUGACUUUCAUCAAGUUUCACCGGGUUAUCCAAAUGGCAUCUUGUGAUCAAAUAGGUGAUUAUCAUUAGCUGAAUUGCUCAUUAAUUAUUAAUGAAAUUGAGAAGCUUAUUUCGUUUCCCAAGAAACACGAAAGGCCAAUUACUUACUGGGACAUUAUCCGAAAUUAAAGUUAAGUUGAAGUGCUAAAAUUGAAAGUGUUAAUUUUUGUGGAAAUUGGCAAUUGUUUUCAUAUAAAUUUGAUCAGCCGUGUUUCUCGAUUUUUUUACUCAUUUUUAAAGCGUGCGCCAAAUUCAAACAUUUGUAUCUCACGUAAUAUUACAUGACAUUUUUAGGACUGUAUAUCAAGAUCUAGGUUAGCCUUUCCUCAAUACAAUAAAACUUAUUUGAGUGUAAUAGCUUUUAUAGUUUUUCCUUACAUGAAAUCAAACAGCGCAAGUUUUUUUUUGGGACACCCGGUAGUACACAAUAUAAACUAACUGUAAUUGCUAUGAAGCUCGCUAUGAGACAGUUUAGGGGAUAUAGACCGCUAAAAUACUGAGUUCUGAUUGGCUGAGUGGGGGUGAUCAUGUUAAGAGUAUGGGGAAUAUUAACUGUAUAGAAAUUGCGAUAAGUGGCGAAACAGAAACAAAACUUGGUAGUAUGCAUGGUACUCAUCAGUAGAUGUGAUAAUAUAGAAGCAGUGCACGGAAAAAGAUAGACUAGAAAAAUGAAAAGAGAAUAGAAAACUACAAUUGAGCUGAGUUCCUGUCUCCAUCUCUGACGGCUAUUUUUAAUCGUUCUCUUUUUAUGGGAAUUUAACUAGACUAUUGGAAGAUGGCUAGAAUGUUACCCAUCUUCAAAAGCGGGAAAAGGAUGGGCUAAGGUGUUUGGCAGACUUGUUGAUCAAUUCUGCACUUACUUAACAUCUAAUCAGUUAAUUAAUUCUUACCAAUCUGGUUUUAGACCCACAUAUAGCACUCCUACCUCUGCUGGAAACAACCAAUAAUUGGUUUGUCAAUAUAAACAGGGGUCUUCUAAACGGUGUAGUUUUCAUCGAUUUAAGGAAGGCCUUUGACACCAUUGACCAUGAAAUUCUACUUUCCAAGCUUAGAGCUCACGGUGUUGAUGACUUGGUUCUACCUUGGUUUCGAUCAUAUCGUAAGGACAGGUGCGUCAAUGGUCAGUUCUCAAAUAGCUCUUUUAUAACGAAGGGAAUCCCCCAAGGUUCUAUUAUUGGGCCUCUUUCGUUUUUGGUCUAUAUCAAUGAUCUAGGAAUAACUCUAAGAAUAACUUUAGAUGAAAACCUUAUUUGAAGAAACCAUGUCGAUGUCAUUAACAAAAAGAUCUCUUCUGCAGGCGUUGGUGCGCUUAAACUUGUGCGAGGGGUGAUUGAUCAAGAAACCGCAAAUAAAGCUUAUCAAGGUUUUAUUGAACCUUCUACUGUGGGAUGGGCUCGGAGAUAUGUACUCUGAGUUAUAGGCUCCAGAACUUCAAAACAGAGCAGCUCGCGUUAUACCGCGUUCUUCAUAUGAUAUCUCAUCUAACCUCCUCGGUCAGUUGAAGUGGAAUAAUUUAUCCGUUAAUCGUGAAAAACAGAAAACUAUUCUCAUGUAUAAGACGCUUAGCGGUCAAACACGUCAGUAUUUAUACAUGAGAUGUUUACCUCUAGAAGAUGUCAGUAUUCUCUCAGGAAUUCUAAUGGCAAGUUUAUUCCUAAACCUAUUACUGAUUACCUAAAGCGCUUCCUUUUCUUACAGUGGAGCAUUUCUCUGGAACAACUUGCCAGAAUCUCUUAGAUUAUCGCCAUUUCUCACGGCGUUUAAAAGUAGUCCGGAAUCACUAUAUUCUAGACGAACUGACUCCCACACGGCAACCAUGCAGGUAGAACAGUACUCUUUCCUUUUAUCUCUUCUCUCCUUUCUCAUUUAUUGUAUUUAUUUUUAUAUUUACAAACUUGUAAAUAUAGCAAUAGUUUUGAAGUACUGAUGUUUUUUUCCGUGUUUAAAUAAAAUGAUAGAAUGGAUGGGACAACAUGCAGGAUGACAAUCUAUGUGCAUGCGCAGACCAUAGAAAUAAUACAUAUAGAAUGCUCAAUCACAAAUCAUGUCUCCACUUUUCCCCAUGCGUGCGGCACCCUUUUAAAUCUGCUAUAUCGAAUUUGACUAGGAAUGCAAACAAAGCUAAAACCAAGUUUUGAUCGUCAAAAAGUUUUGUCUUGCUGUUUAAUUUAUAAUUUGAGGCUAAGUUCUUUGAUAGCACAAAGCAAGUAUAUAAGUGGUGCAUCAGUUGUUCACUUACAUGCAAAAACGGUGAAAAUCAUGCAGCCUUGUACAAAACAAAGUAGUUUCGCGUAAAUAUAAUUUACUCAUUAAUUAUUUUUGCAUGCUCUGAGAGUCGCUGUUUCGCUAAUACCUUAUUAAAAUUACAAAAAUUAUUAUUCAAAAAUUAUUAUUAAUGUUUUUAAAACAAAAAGUAUUAAGUUAUCGGUGAACUGUAAAUCACCUAAAUAAUCGUCGAAACUGUGGUUUCAAAAGCGUUGGCUCAGUCAACAUAGAAAAAUAUGAAAGUAAUUGUGUAAGUUUAAAAAGAUUAUUCAAUUAUACAUAUUGCAAAACAGUUGAAAUAUUUUUAGAACAUAUGUACCUAUAGAGUUUGUCUUGAUCUUUUGUGGUUUGUUUUGGCUUGCACAACGUUGAAAAUGAAUUUUUAAAGAACGAUUUCUGUGUCAUAUUCUGUGUCAUAUUCUGUUCAAAAGUAUUGCUUUUCUGGAUGGGUUUUUCAGAAGUUUAUCUCCUUUUUUUAUUUUAAGUCUUAAUAUAAAAUCUUUUUUUGCAAACUGUGUUGAAAAAAACAAACAAUUCGCACUUCCUGCAACAGCUAUAAAUUUUUUGCCACAGGAGUAACUUUGUUGAAAAAAACCAAUUCGCACUUCCUGCAACAGCUAUAAAUUUGUUGCCACAGGAGUUUGGGACGAGCGAAAAUGCUCUUAUAAAUCGACCAUUUUGUAGAGACAAUUUUUACUGAGAAACGAUAGAAGAAGACAUUCUAUUCUAUUAUUUCUAUGGUGCAGACGCAAAAAGAAAUCGAGUGUUUACUGUGGCUUUCAGUGGUUUUAUAUAAACAUAUUGUAUGUAUUUAUAGCAGAAUUUUACCAUAUGGUUCAUGUAUAUACAGUAUAUGAACUUAUAGCACGAUUGGCUCUGUUUUGUUUGAUGUGCUGCGGAGGUUAACUGGAAUAUUUACCCCGAAUUGCCAUUUCAGAGUAAUACCCAGGUUUAAAUAUAUAGAAUUAAUUGCCUAAAGACCCAGAAUCCGUAUUUGUGCUAAAGAGGCAACUACAAACUCAAGAAGUAAGCCCCUAAUCUCCUUCUCGUCUGGAUAAACGCUGUGUGUCUCUGGACGAGAAAGAGACUACCGGUCAUUCCUAAGGCCCAUCAAAAAUCACCUAACUCCUGAGGAUUAAACUAAAAAAGAUAUGAACAACCUGUAAUGGAGUUUAAAAUAUUGUUUUAAGAAUUCUUUCAAAUGAACUAAACUAAUUUUUUAUUGCCAAUGUCCUUUAAAUUCAUCCGUUGUCGGUGUUCAACGUAUACACAAAAUAAAUUGUACGUGAUUUAUCUACAAGCACAUGUAAUAAUAUUGUUUUAUGCAUUUUCAGGUAAAAUCGCUGGCAGUAUUUUUUAAGGAGCUAAACGAAACAUUAUCAAACAUGAGGUAUUAUAUUACCCUUACCUGUUAGUUUUACUGUGUGUAUAGUCGUUGUACACUAUAAGAGGCGUAUGAUCAUUAUGCAUUCAAAGCUGAGAUCUGGUAUUUAUAUAGCUAAUUGUUAAUUACUGUAUGUUAAUGUUACUUUAUUAUUUACAGUCUUGCGUAUAUCUAUGAGUAUAUUUUUUGAUUCGCCAAACAGAUAACUUUGAGUUAUGACUUGAAACUUUUUAGUUGUCGCUAGGUGCAGUGAAGCGAAGACAAGUGGUGCUCCAUUCAGCAAUAUAUUUCAUGCAAUUUGCAAUGCCCAUUAUGAAAUAUACGAUAAAUUAAGAACACCAGUGCAGCCGUUUGACGCAAAUCUGACAACUGAAGAUACAAUUAGAAAAGACAGUAUUGCCAAACAACUUGCACGAAAUAAUACAAUUAGAAAAGACAGUAUUGCCAAACAACUUGCACGAAAUAGGGUGCACACAAUCACUGCAAUGCUGACAAAAGUUGCCGCAUGAGCUGCCUUGGUGCAAUCAAAAUUGCAAUGUGUAACAACGCGCCUUGUGUAGUACACACCAUGACGUUCAAUAUGUAAUCAUAAUAUAGGUUUAUUGUGAAGAUCACUAAAGCUUCAUUGCAUGUUAUUAUUAGUUUGGGCUAAACCUGACCAAUUCAAGUGUAGCGAAUUUGUCAUCAAAAAUCGAUAAUUAGUAAAAUCCAUCAGCCUUAAAAAGCCAUUGUGAAAAUAUUUCCUGUAGUUUUACUAUAAUCGUAUGUAUUUUUUUCUCUCUUUCAGCCCUUCAAAAUGUCCAAAAUAUCGACUGCCUGAGACCUUGAUUUUACUUAAUAGCUUGGUGCGUCUGGCUGUAAAUUUAACGCAUUAUCUUGAACUUAGUCAAGUUGAAGUUCUUUGUCGCUUGGUGGAGUGUUUAGUUACUGCUAUUGAUCUUCAAAAGAGAGGAAUUGAUCUUGAAAAUGACUCUGUGGUAUCCGAACGUGAAAAUGAUUCCGAUGAGAACCUUUCCACGCCAUACCAAUUGACAGAUAUUUCGAAAAUGUCAUCAUUUUUCAACGAACAAUUUGCGGCUGUUGACGAUUUUAUGAAUAAGAAGCUCUCUGCAGUUUACCUUGAAUAUUGUAGGGCUUCAGAAUGGAACCAGGAAUUGCGGGUCAGUGAGUGUUACGACAUACUUUAGUAUAAAGUGGUGAAAUGUAUUGACGUGUACUUUGGAGGCUUCAUUGCAAUUAGCGUAUAUAAUUUUAAAAAAAUUACGUGUAUACUGUAGGUUGUAUAAGUAAAAUAAAAACACGUCACUUUCUCAUAAAAUGAAGAAUAUUAUAUUGCCCUAACAUAUUUUUUAUCUGUUGUAUCGGAUUCUUCAGUUUUGCUUAUAUACAAUUAAAUAUAUACCACUGUCUGUGUGUCUGUGGCGGCUUCCAUUUCCUUUUUUAUUACGUGAAUAUGUACGGUGCAUUUUGGCUUUGUUAUCAGCUCUUUUUACCACUUGUGAACAAUAAUUUUGAUUGUAAUUCUCUUGUGUAGGCUUGGACCGAACUGUUAUCAUUGUCUGCCCCGGAGAUCUUCAAAAAACCGUGGAAGGAUAAAUUCAUCACUAAAUUUAAGAGUAGAAUACACAAGGUAUUGUAUGAUUGCGCAUUUCAUAUUGGUAUGCGCACGCAUCAAAUAUACGGAACCUACUCUCAUUCCUAUCCUCAAUGAAGAAUAUGCAUGCAGAAUCCUUUGCUUUUCUACUCAUUAUUGGGGCUAAUCAGGGUGAGCCGGGAGGAAUUGCACGUCAAACUGCAUGUUCUGAAUGAUGAACUGUACCAUUUAUUGUCUGGGUUACAAGAAUUUUGAAAACGUAUUCAUCUAUAAUAACCAACAUCUCAAAAUUAUAAUUACCUGAUGUGUGCAUAAAUUAUGUACAAUUAAAGCGUGUUGAUUGCAAAUUAUUCCAAAUAACUGCAUUUGCCGAAUAUUUAAGUUUUUUGUGUAAUCCACGUGAUCACGCAGAGAAAAUGUUAUUUUUAUCCAAUUUUAGGUGCCACUUCUCCGUCAGAUUGACCUAUUUGCUUUAUUUGACCAACAAAAAUGUAAUACAGAUAUUGUAACAUGUUUAAGUGACUCUGCUUUCGAGGCUGUGGACAAACUUGCAAAAGUAAGUAUGUGAAGUUAGUUUGCAUAGAGAAAAUCGAACAUCUAGAGAAACAGAAACACAUUUUCGGAAGGGGGGACUGGUACACAGCAGCACGAAAUGUCUUUUGCCGUGGCUGCGCAUGGACAAGGCCUGAACAUACAUUAUAUUCAUUCAUUAUAGCGCAUAUAGGUUAUUGCAGUUGUCAGUUUAUAUACAGUUACGUUUCUACAGAAUAUAUAACUUUUUGUUGUGCUAUUUAUCAAUGCGCUUAUUCUGAUGUCGUUUUCUGCGAAAAUAAUGCAUGUUUCUUGUAAAGCAAAAUACAUUGUCUGAAACAAAUCAAAGGAUGUGUUUUGGUCUAGUCCAGCUUGAUAUGAUGUUUCUCCACAAGAUUGCUAGUCACAAAUUGUCAAAAAUAUCUGAAAUUAACUCAAUUUGCUUAUGUCAGCAAUAUGCAAAUUAGGUAAAUGCAUUAAUUAAGCAUGCGAAUUAAAGGCUGAUUUUUUUUGAAAAAAUGAAUAGUUAAAGGACUUAAACUAAAGCAAAUUGUCUGAAAUUUUGUACAGUAAUUAAAAACCCAGCAAAUGUUCCAGUCAUUAACUCAAAAUACAAUUAAAACUUUUAAAUUUCGUGCGCAAGCCAUUUUUAGUUUGUUGGAAAAGACACACCCCCUGGUUUACAAAAUUUGAGUUUGAAAAUUUUUUUUUCACUAUUCUAAAUUAUAAGUACCCGAAGAAACUAUAUAAAAAUGAAAAACUGGAUACUAAUAGCUGUUUUUCGAAAUUGAGAGCAAUUUCAAAUCUGUUCAGUUCUUAUACACCCUGUAUAAACUGAUCUUAGUUACUCGACGAGGAGGUAAGGAGUUGUUUGGUAGUGCUUUUUUAAAUAACGUUUUUAAAUUGCUUAUGAAUAGUUAUUUUUUAUCUACAGUACUUUUUUCUAGUGCUUGUGUUGCAGUAUGUAUAGUUUUGCAAUCUUAUCUUUGUAGGGCGGUCAAGGUGAAAGAGAUGCUUUCGAGCGUUUAUCUCGGAACUCUUCAACCAAUGCUAUAAGAUUGCUCAGGGAGAUGCUGCGUAAAGCCUGGCCAACGGAGAAAAAGGAAGACAAUCAAUUAAAUGACAGAGAGAAGGAUGAAGUUUUGCUGAAACAUCUCCUAACUUGGUCAACCUGGCCAGGAUUCUUAAAGUUCUUCGGUAAGAAAUUUUCAAAGUGAGUGUAUUCGGAGUAAACAUAAUUAAAGAUGGGCAUAAUUACCGGGGCAAAGUUGUAAAUAUCACAGAUGCAGGUUUACAAUUUCCCAUGGUUUUGGUAAAAAUUAUAAAUAUAUAAUUAAAAAUUACAAAACCAUUGUAUUUUCCGAACAUGAAGUAUCUAAAAUAGUUGUCAUGGUAACACGAUAAUUUUUUAAGAAUAUUCUUACAAAUGAAAAAUCGCCUAAAAAUUUCACUUUUAAUUACAAAUUUAUCAAUGUCCCAACAUAUAUAUGUUAGGUAUGUUAUUAUACGUAAUAUAAGCUUCAAUUUAAGGUAAAAUGCAACCACAAACGCUUCGCAAAACGUUUUAAAGUGUUCUUUAUAAAACUAAACUGCCUUUAAUUAAAUGGCUUUAUCGAUAAACUUUGAGUUUGCAAUAAAAUUAGCAAUUAUAAAGCAAUUAUAAAAUUUUUAGUUAAAACAAACUUACCUUCGUUAACGUCGGCUCCCUUCUUUUAGCCGAUUCUUCCGCCCUUUCUUCCUGAGAAAGCUAUUGAAAUUUACAAAAUCUUGCAAAAAUGCGAGCAAAAAUGAAAUAUAUUUGCAAGAAAUUUACCAAUCAUCAAAUCAAGAAAUGUUUGCUAUUUCGCUGUCGUCAUGCAGUCGUUAUAAUGCAAACUUUAAAUUGGAUCAAUCAGUGUCAACAGGUGAGAAAAUUGUCGUCGCUGACCAAAUUUAUCGCGGCCGCUUUCUUUUUGCCAGCACAAAAUUGUGAAAACAACAAAAACACAGAUUUCGCUACCCUGUUUCUCGUACUGCAGCAGAGGGAAAACAAAAGAAAGCUAGCAGACGUAAACGUUAAUAAACGUUAAUCAAGAAUACAAUUACUUGUCGCAAUCGUGAAAUUAGCAGUCAAGAAUUCUUCGCUGAAACAUGGCCGAAAAUGACGUUUCUUGCAAAAUGUGUGUUUUCUAUGGCAAAUAACCUCGAGUAUGAACUUAAUACUGAUGGAAUAUUACUUGAAAUUUGUAGUACAUGCGUUUGUUGUCCUGGACAAAGUAUAAAUAUUUGGCCUGAGUGAUACUGUGCGCCAACGAUCAUCGUCAAAUUUCAGUAUGUGAGGUAUUUUGCUAAAAUUGCUUGUUUUUCCACCUUAAUUUUCUCAUAUAUACAGGUUGUGCCAAUGAAAUGUGAUUAGGUCAGAACAUGUGCUUUUCUUUCUAGUUUGUGUUAAUAGAAUGUAAAAUCGCCUAAAAAUGAAGAAAGUACUGAAUUUUGGCAACUUUCAUGUGCAAGUGUGAUUUAUACGAAAACUGCGACGCAGAAAAUGAGCAUCAGAAUGAAGAUUUUGCCCCGUAUUUUGCUAUAAUAGUUUUAAAAUAUUAUUUUAGGUUUUCAAAGUAUUGGAAAAACAUAUAAACAUCGCAAUCAGAUUUUUCUAUGACCCUCAUUUCGAAGCGCAAACUUUGUAUUAUUUUUAAACACAAUUCUGGCUCGUUCAAAAUCCUAUAAACACGAAUUUUGUCAUGUUACAGGUUGUGCCAACGAAAUAUCGCUGUUUUACAUUAAAUUUCAAAGCAUUUUAAAGUCGGUAUUAAAUUUCUUGACUAAUUUGUAAAAAAUGAAGAAGUUUUAGUAUUUUUGGUUUGAAUUUCACAUUUUAUUCAAGCUAUGAGACGACAUUUUACAAGGAAAUUUUUUGCUCUGUUUUGUUUUGCACUGAAAUAAUCUAUAUUAAUAGUUUACAUUGUGAAAUAUGUGGCAAUAUAGGAAAUCAAAAUAUUACUGCAACAUGUUUUGUCAGUGAAUCCAAUUUUUGUGGUGAUUUGUGGGCCUAAACAGCCGCCGCUAAAUUGUCUUUCGAAGGCUUCGUUCAUGUUGUUUAUGUUUUUGAAAUCAACCAAGUCCGCUAAAAACCCGAGCAGUUUUCGCGCAUGCUCAGUCAAUUUUCCCACCUGUUAUCAGUGUCCACUAUUCAUGACAGUCCGCCAUAUUUUUGAGAUCAGUGAGGAUGACCACCCACCCAACACCAUUGGUCACCCACGCCCGCGAUAUUUGAUGAACUUUUGACUUCGCUAAUGCUUUCGUUUCCCCGGGUGUAAAUAGCCGGGGGGGGGAAUUAAUACCCUCGCACGGCGCUUCGCGCCGUCGGCUCGGGGACAAAUACUCGGGGGUUUAGAGUAUAGCAUAUCAUGAGUUCAGUCGCUGAAGUGGGAGGUGAAGUCAUGUAAUCCAAUCAGAUGAAUUCCAUUUAAAUUGUAUUAAAAUGCUAUUUAAUAAAGAGUGAGAAAAUUAGAUUAAAAUUGCAAUUAUCAAAAUUCGAAGGGAAAUAUUCAAUUUGUGUAUUUUUUUACAAAUCAUUAGCUACAAUUAAUAUGAUGGUGGUCAACUGAAAUAAACUUCUUAAAAGAUCGGUUUCAUCGAUUACUUUAUAUUUACCAACAAAGCGAAUAACUGAAAAACCAAGCCAUUGUACAUUUGCGUCAUAUUACUUUUAAAAUUGCCUAAACGUACAUGCUCCAGAGGUAAAUUAUGUAAGAAGGAGUUUGUAUUAAAUAGGAUAUUAUUAUCCCAGAUCUAGGGAUCUUUAUUCUUUAUUCGGUAAGCUGCGCCGUUGUGAUUUGCAGGUUAAUUGACUUCAAUGGCGAAACGUUGUCGUGGAUAUCCUUGCACUGUUCACCGACACCGAAAUGAAUAAUUGUUUUAGCAUAUAUACCAUAACGAAACAAAAAUGCCAUAAAAGCAACAAGUAUUUUUUAUACAAUUUGUAUUUCAGCUCCCGUAAUAGUUGUAAACGGAACAAUUAUACGUUCAUUAACAAAACUUUAUGUUUUUUUUUGUAUUUGGCGAAAGCGCAGCUUUGUUUAGUAUAAACGUUUUCUCGUCUGUAACUAGAACUGAUUGGGAAGCCAUUUUGUUUUUGUCUGGAAGUGAGCAACCAAUCAAAUUGCUUGAAAAGCGCUAUCCACCUCCCAAGUAUAUGCUAGUAUAAUUUAUUUACUUCGCAACAUAAUUUAUACUGCUUUGUUUUUAACAACUAUUUUAGGUUGCCCUAAAUUUCGGAAAAUGAAUGACUUCUAUUUCUCGCUUUCGCCCUUUCUUUGCCCUACCCCCCCCCCAAAAAAAAAAUUGGCUAGGUUCCAGGGGUGGAUCUACAACCAUAGGGGUGGGUUGUGCGCACCCCACCUAGCGGUGUACAGCACCCCCUAGAGAAGUGCAGCACCACCCUAAAAAUAUGUUGCACCAUACAUUUUUAACUACUCAAAAUGCUUUAGUUGAAUAUCAUGGUUAAAUAUGUAAACAUGUCGGGGUUGUUAACUUGUUAUGCAGGCAUAUUUUGAAAUGCACUUUACUGUGUUGCUGCAACUGCCCAGUCAUGCAUAUGUGAUAAAAAACCAGCAUAUACUUUGUAAACAUAAUAUAAUGUGAAGUGGGAGAAGGCCCUAGGUCUAGGCUGGAAAAUUAUAUAAAGUUGCAAACUGAUUUUACUUUUUUGCGGUAUAAAACAGUAUUUUUUUUAAUUUUCAAGGGAGCAGUUCCAGCGCUAAGGAUAAAUUAACAGAAGACCAUGACUGUGCUAUCAUGAUGACUAGGGCAGAGUCUUGCCUUGAUAAUCUGAUAAAAUCUGUCGAGAAAGGAACUGUUACAGUUGCCACACUCAAGUUCUUAGAAGAACAUUCCGAUCAAUAUCUAAAGCUGGGUGAGAUACACAAGACGACCCAAAAGGUUUCAAUAUCAAUAGAAGAUUCUUUUUCACAACGACGUCGUGAACUGGAGGCUUUUCUCACAUUAAGAAAACAUGUGGAAUGUUUUAUUUACUUCAGCGACAAAUUCACUUCAGGUAUAUCAGUCAACAAUCUAUUUUCAGCUAGAGCUAGUGAUCCAAAUAAAUUUUAUUUUGUACAUUCCUUAUUUUGUACAUUUGUCUUUGAAACAAAAAGAAACAUUGAACCGGUGGCCCAGGAAAUUUUCCCCUCCUCCACCUAAAUUUUCCUCCCUACGGCCAUAUUUCCUUGUGCAUGAGGGUUACCAGAUAAGGUACAUCAUUAAUUUUCCGUUCCGUAAUCCCAGGUCCGUAACGUAAAUGGAGCCUUUUGAUAGGUCGGCGAGAGGUCCGUAUCACACGGUAAUAGUAAUAUUUUACCAUGUUAUAUUUUUAGUUGAUGAGAAACUACGUGUAUUGCGUGACAAAAUUGUGCAAGAUUAUAAUGAAUUAUCUAUAUGCGAUUUAUGCACUAAACGAUCUGGGGGAUACGACAUAGUGUUUUUUAACCUCGAUGACAAGUUUCACGAGAUGGUGUCGAAAAUAACUGAGAUAAAAAACAGUCAAAUAUUUAAGAAGUUAUGGCAAAAAUACGGCGAAAAAUUGAAAAAUGAACUUGUGACAAUGGAAGUUAUGUUCACCAAGAUUUGGUCAAGAAUUCUUGACAAACUGAAAUCAAUAAAUGAACAAUUUCUUGAUGGUGAAAUGCAACUGAAGAAAGUUGAUAAAUAUUUAGUAAUGUGCAACACAGACUAUGACGGCUUGGAGGAGGAGUUCAUGCUGCUUUCAAGAUAUUUCAGUGGCACAGCACAUUUGGGUGGGGUAAAGAAGAAACUUGGGGUCAGUAUAAAAAAAGUAAGGAGUUAUAAACAACUUUUUGAUGCUCAGCAAGCUGCUCUGGCAAUUCUAGAGUUACAAGAAGUGAUGGGUCUUGAAGGCGAUUUUUCACAAGUCGAAAAGAUUAAAGAGGUUAGAUUAUGUACUUUUUGUUGUAUAACUGUUCCCCAGGGUGUAGUUUCCCAAAAUAUUUGGGUUCUCUCAACUUUAAAUUUGUAUAGUGUAAUGUAGUACAGUGAGAGUUCAUGUUUUUUGCUAAUUAAAAUCUUAUUUUUUGAACCUGAAAUCUGAACCUUCCAUAAAUUUGAAUUUGGAAUAGUACUCCCAAGUCGUUGCUGCAGUGGGAGGGAAAAAGUUAUAACGCAACCACACUCCUUAUUUUUUCUAUCACAAUGCUGCUUUUAAAAAUUAUUUAAAUAUUUUUUUAAAUUAAAAAUUAUUUAAGUUUAUUUUAAAGGUUUUUUUUAAAUUUUGGCUGAACAGAAUUUUUUAAAAUUGUCGAAAGCGUAUCUGUAUCAGUUGCGUAACUCAGUUUAUGAAAAAUUUAAGCGCGUUAUAUAUAUGUUGUUUUGCAUCAGUAAGAUACUUCUUUGUUUUUCAACAAGUAAUAAUUCUCCAAAAAUACUCUUCUAAAUCUUGAAUUUUCCUUUCUUAAAAAACUUUAUCGAGUCACCUUAAGGUAGCUCGCUACACUCUUUAAAGCAAUGGAUGAUUUUCUGAUUUGCACAUGAAUUUCUGGACAAUAAUUAUUUGUAUAAAAACAAAUAGUAUCUGACUUGAAUUAAACAAUAAUAAAGGAGUUCGGAGUUUUUAAAAUCUUACUUCUAAAAACCGUUGCUAUGGUAACAAUGACGUUUCAAUAUGGUGGAUAUUAUCGAUUUAAGGUAAUUUAACUCGAAGAGUCGGUGACCCCAAUUUUUUAUUUUAUAGCAUGAUUUCUUUUGGUAUUUUGAAUUAUUUUCAUGAUUUUAAAAAAUUCGGUCAUACCAAAAUUUUUCAUGAUCGAAAAAUGUAAUAAUUCGUUACAAUUUUUUUACGCAUGACAGAAUUUCUAAAAAUCAUAACAAUGAUUCAAAAUACUAAAUGAAUUCUUUGUAUGAAAUAUAAAAAUGGGGGUAACCUACCUUAUUUUCAAGUUAAAUAACUUUAAACCCAAAAUAUUGGUGAUAUUGAAUCGUUAUUUUUUGGCAUAACAACGGUACUUGCGAUUCCUUUUUUUUGAAAAAUCCAACUCUGUAGUUGUUAUUUUUCUAGUCGGACUUUCUUUAGCAAAUAGGAAUUGUCGAAAAAUUAGGUCUAAAUCGGAGGUCUUCCAUUUUCUUGUAAACUGUAGAGAAGCCACCUUCAAGUUAACCCUUAGCAGCUAUUCGUUAGUCUUACGUCAUAGUCUGAAAUCAUGUGGAUCAUAACUGAACUGCUCACACCUAAACUUGAAUAAUGAAUGUUUAGUCUACCGUGUUAUUCAGCAAUUAUUGGAAUGUAGUAAAACACUGACUACCGGAACACCACCGGAACACCACCGGAACACCGGAACACCACCACUGACUACCGGAACACCACCGGAACACCACCGGAACACCGGAACACCACCUAACCCUAACCCUAACCCCAACCCUAACCCCUAACCCUAAUCCUAACCCCAAACCCUAAUCCUAACCCUAACCCCAAACAAAAUGGUGGUGUUCCGGUGAAACCCUAAUCCUAACCCUAACCCCAAACAAAAUGGUGGUGUUCCGGUGUUCCGGUGGUGUUCCGGUGUUCCGGUAGUCAGUGUUUUACUACAUGCCGCAAUUAUUGGUUACAUGGUUAGAUCAAGCAGGAUGUUUAGGAUGAAACGACGUAUGUGUUGCAUUCAUAGCAUGAUGCAUAAGCAUUUUCAGGUGUUCUAUCGGCAAACACAAUCGUUUCCUAAAUUUAUAGGAACUUCAGUAUUUAUUGGACGAGAAAACCAUAUAUUCUAUUUACUCUUUAUGUAAAGCAGGUAGAUUGUUACUUAAUAAGUUCUUUGUAAGAAGAUGGAUUCUUCACUAUGCAAGAAGAUGAAAGUAAUUCAUUAAUAAAAUAAUUGUAAAUAAAUAAUUUUGACCCAUCUUCUUGUAUAUCUUCUUGUAUCUUCUUCUUCUUUCUUUCUAAGUUGUUACUUGUAUAAAAUAACAUCCAAAAGUUUUGAAUUUUUUCACAACGGUUACGUAACGCCAUUUCUAUGACAACAUUGACGUUUCAAUGUCGAAAAAAACUUUGGUGACUCCCAUAAGUACUUUCUUUUGGCAUGUGGAAUUAUGAUUCUAUAAUUUGUUAUCCACUUAAACAAAAUUUAUUCUAAACAAUCAAAUUUACCAAAUUUGGAGAACUUUGGGUCGACAGAAUUGUUUUAAUAGUUCAAUUUACUAAUGGAAGGCAUUUAAGAUAUAGGGUCACCGAUGUCUUUUUAAUUGAAUUAUUAUAAAACCAAUAUAUUAUAUUCGCCAUAUUGAAAUGUCAUUGUUGCCAUAGCAAGAGUGAUUAUGUAACUUUGGAAAAACUAACCUUUUAGAUACUGUUUUAUAUAAUUAAUAUCUAUACUAGUGAUUUUUCCCAUUUUAAAAAAGAACUGUAUCAAUCCACCUUAAUUUAUGCAGUAUUUUUAAAUUUCUUUCUGAACCUUCAAAAACUGGUUAUAAAGCCCAAAAACCCUGUUUGUCUUGAGGAUUUACUCUGUUGUUUACCCCAUUCGAGCUACGGUUAUUAUAGAGAGGGUAAAAAAGUGGGCGAAAGGGUAAAACACGGAUGAGCUGGUAAAUCGCACUUGACGUGCGCAAAUGAUUCAGCUUGAAUACUAGCAAUCGGUUGAUGAAUAUACGUAAGUAUGCUUUAUGAAUGAUGGUUUAUUUACGUAUCUCAUGUGUUUUUUUCAGAUUAUCGGUGGGAAAUUUGAAAGGCAAGCUAUCAAAUCAGUGAGUGACAAUUUGCUUAAAGCUGGAGAACUGUUAAAGGAUAUAAACCCGACGAGGCGAAGUUGUUUAAUGGCAUUUACAAAAUGUUUUGAUCUGGUUACUUGGUUAAGAAAGAGCAUACAAGGUAAUGCGCCACUGCAGAAUUAAGAUUGCAGAUGAUAUGAUUGCCUGCGGCAAAGCUGUGUGCAGGUUAUGUGUGCAACUAACCUGGAUUUUUAUCUGCAUGUCCUUUCUUUUAUUUCAUUUAUUUAAGUCAGUCUUAUGCCAAGUUGUUUUAACAAUCUGUUGCAUCAUCCACUUUGACAUUUUCCCGACUUAGAAACCAGAAGAAAAAAGCAAGUAGUUGCAUUCCAAUAUUCGGGAAUAAGUUUAGUCCAUGUUUUAAAUGAAAUUUGGAGUGUUUUCUGGGUUGAUGAGUGAAUGUUUUGAACUUUAGACCCAAUUCGAAAAUAAAGAUACACUUUUUAAAUAAAUUAUCAAAUUAAUGGCCUUAAAUUAGCAUUUUAAUUGUAUAUUAAAAUAUCAAUAAUAAUUCGUGAAGAAAAUUCAAAACAAAUGAAUGUUUAAUCAAUGUUUGUAAAUCGGAUAAAGAUUUGUCUUGAUUUACAUAAACUUCAACUUUGAUUCUCUCUGCUUAGACAAUGUUUAUUUUUAAAAUUACUUCGCCAAUGAACUCAUAUCAGAUAAAGAUCGGUUGCGAAUGUUUUAACUAAACACCACACAAAAAGAAAGUUCCCCCCUAAAUAUAUCAUCAUAAGUUCUAAAUAAAUUAUUACCUGAUAAAGAAACCUAGCACUAAUUGGACCUAUGGUAGUUUGCUUAAUGCUGUGUGAACAAUGGGGUCAUUCAUGCUUUAAAGAAUGACUUAGCCUCAAUUGAAUACAAAAAUACCCAAUUUCAAAAUUAACAAGACAUCACCACAAUAGUAAUGUUUCAUCAAUGAUUUAAUAAUGGUGUAACGACCAUGUACGCUUUUCAAUCACUUCAAGGCAUCGUCUGCUCACCCGCCGUUGAGAUACAGGGUGAGUAAAAAAAAACUGAUACCCUCGCGGCUAAUUUUAAUAACAAAGGUGUCAGUUUUUUUUACUCACCCUGUAUGACUUGAGCCCAAGUCAGCCUUCGAACCGACGACUCAAAUGGAUUGAGAUCGGGAGAGUUCCCAGGCCACAUGAUUCUCUUUCUGAAGAGAUGAUGCCUUGAAGUUAUCGAAGAGUGUUGUGGUUACACCCAUUAAAUUAUUGAUGAAACAAUUUACUGUUGUAGCUACGUUGAAAUUUAAAUAAAGUCAUUCUUGUUCAUUUUGAAAUUGGGCAUUUUUGUACUCAAUGGAGGCUAAGUCAUUCUUUUAAGCACGAAUGAUCCCAUUCUUCAAACAGCAUUAAGCAAACUACCAUAAGUCAAAUUCGUGCCGAAGUGUCAUUAUCAGGUAAUCAUUUAUUUAGAACUUACUGCUCAGACAAAGUGCACCCAGUUUAAGUUUGUGAUUCGGAAUAUCAGAAUAUAUGGACAUCAUUACCAAUUGACAGUUUCCCAUUAAAAUAUUAUCUUAAUUUGAACUCCAUUCCAGAUGAACAAGAGCUUAAAGUGUUCGUUGAUUUGGCUAUGAUUUCAGCUGGGGAAGAUGAUAUGGAAAUUGACCGAAUUUCGUGCAUGCACACCAGUUGUCUUGGGUUUGGAUCAUUAAUAUUUGGUUGCAAAACAGAUCAUGGUUUUGAUGACUUAAUGCGACUUUGUCAACCGGUAUGGCAAGCCGUUGACGCAAAUCCAAGCAUUGAAGAAAAAUUGGUGAGCUGUUUUAAAAUUUGAAAUGUAUUUUUUGACUGUCUGUCGUUAAAACCAAACCAACUGAAGACAGUAAGACUUGCAAACGAAACGUAAAGCAAAAUUAAUAUCAUAAUACUUAAUAAAAUCCAUGCCCGCCUAUAGGUCAUAUUGAUGUAUCCAAUUUUAAAAUCCAACCAUAUGAUACAGCUAGUAAUAUUGGUUCACUCCCUUAUUACUUCUAAACUGGAUAGCUGUAAUUCACUGCUAUAUGAGUGGCCAAAAUUCAUGAUUGAUUGAUUGAUUACAAAAUAUGCAGAACAGCGCAGCACGUUUGAUAGCAAGACGGAGAAAAUUUAAUCAUAUCGCGAUCGCCCCUGUUAUGAAAGAGCUGCACUGGCUUGCCGUCAGACAACGUAUCAUUUGCAAGAUACUUUUCAUUACUUAGAUAGCUCUAAAUGGUCGUGCACCAAGUUGCAUUAUAGGGAUAUGCUACAACCGCUCAAAUCAACAAUGAAUCUACGUUCAUCGAUGUUCGGACUUCUCUCAGUACCCCCCCCCCCCAUAAAGUUGGUCAACUAUGGUCAAAGGUCGUUUUCAUAUGCCGCGCCAAAACUAUGGAAUGAACUUCCAGAUUCAGUACGCUAUAGUGAAUCAAUAUCUACUUUUAAAACAAAAUUGAAGACAUAUUUAUUUAAACACUUUUAUAAGUAAUUGACACCAGUCUUACCAAUUUUAAUUAUUGCUAGUUGUAUCUAUCUAACUGACUUUUUAUCUAAUUCACUUCUUAUGUUGACUUUUAUAUAGGCUAGUAAUGGUAAAUAUACUAAAAAUUUAAAUUUUCUAAAUAGCCUACUGUAAAGCGCCAUUGAGCUAUAGGUAAUGGCGCUAUAGAAAUACAUGUUAUUAUUAUUAAAACCUACAUAUUUGAACGAAUCCUCCCCAUCGACCUGGCAUCCAUUAAUUUCAAUUGACUUCCAAAGACAACAAACUUGCAUUUAGCUUCAUUUAAUGUUAAACGAUUUUCGUUAAGCCACCGACAUAAGUUUCAUAGAUCGGAAUUCAAUUUAUCUGCAAUGUCUGAUACAUCAGAAGAUGAAAAAUAAGCAGGUAUUUGACUCAUGGCAAUACCCCCAACCGUUGACAAACAUUCGUAUUUAUAUAAUCAAUAUGGUUUAAUUUCACUAUCGUUCUUAACUGAUCUUCUUGCCAAUUUUAGGAGUGUAGACUGUUGCUUUGCAUACACUCAUAUACUCACAUGCUUGUGUUCGUAUUCUCACAAUAGUUGUAUAGGUACGGUUCCAGUUUUCAAGGGAACGCAAGGAUACAAGUUUAUUUAAUGUUUAUGCGGUUAAUAAGUAAUUGAUAAUAUUAUUCAGAUAAAGAAAAGUCGUAAAAGUUCAGAGAAAGUACCAAGUGAUAUUUUUACUUUGUUUUGCAUGGAUUAGGUGUCUAUGUGUAUACUCAUAUAGUUUUUGUCCUGAGUUGACAAAAAUUCAAUAUUGCUUGCUCGGCGGAAAAUCAAAUUAUUGUUACAAUGAAAUAAUUAUAAUAAUUAUAUAUUUAUUAUCGGCGCAUUUCCAUCUAAGGUGUUAACAACGCGAGGCCUGUCAUGGUUGAAACAAAUUAAAGAGUCACAUGGGUCUGUUGCUCUCACAACUAUGGUUCAAGUUGAAGCAAUCAAUUCCUGCGGUAUUUACUACAUUGCAGACAGCGAAAAAGCUAAGGAAAGUAAACAUGUUAACAAUGGUGUUAAAUUGUGCCUUGAGAAUUUGGUAUCCCUUGUUGUUCCUGAAGACGAAAGUAAGAAUAGAGAAGUAAAGAUUUAUAGCUUGGAAGAAGUAAAGGAUGUUCAAAGUAAAUUGAUGUUGAUUGCUGGGAAAGCAGAAAGUGGAAAGGAGGAGGUUGACCAAUUUAACCAGGUUU